Molecule: messenger RNA, 1297 nt
Organism: Suncus etruscus (white-toothed pygmy shrew)
Lineage: Eukaryota; Metazoa; Chordata; Mammalia; Eulipotyphla; Soricidae
Product: tubby-related protein 2-like
Biological process (GO): protein localization to cilium
Cellular component (GO): cilium
Source: RefSeq, a predicted model, not a curated record
AUGUCUCAGGAAAACGAGUGGAAAAAAGAAGCACCAUGGGACGAGUUGGCCACUGCGAGACUGCAGAAGCUGGAACAACAGCGAAAGCUGUUAGAGAUGAAGCAGCGAAGGAAGCGUCGAGAGCCCCUGAUGGUUCAGGCCAAUCAUGAUGCUUUGGGGUUGCCCAAGGCACAGAGGUGGAGAAAGGAGCGCCCCCUGGGUGACACAGGUCUUGGGGGCCCUUCCCUUCAGGAGCAGGGAGCACCCCAGGCCAAUGUGCAUUCUCCAGCCCUCAGCAACAUGGCCACCGUGAACUGCAGCGGAGAUGGCCCUGGCAGACAGAUGAUCGCUGGGUCACCAACAGAAGAAUCCAGUGAAGAGGUUGAGAAAGAAUCCCACCCUGUCAGAGGUGAACGUGAGCAGCUCAGUCCAGAAUCCAACCCUGAUGUGGAUGACAACCAGGAACGUGAUGGAGACAAUGGUCCUAAUAAGGGCCCUCGGCCAACUCGCUACCCUACGCCUGGUCCUCAGCUGAUCAAGGACAUGGAAGCUUAUGUAAUGCAGCCGGUGUUUAGGGGCCAGACACUGAAAUGUCGCAUCUGCCGCGACAAUCACGGAGUAGACAAGGCCAUGUUUCCGAUCUACUACCUCUUCCUGGAGGACUCUGAUACCAGGCGGCAAUUCCUCAUGGCAGGGCGGAAGAGAAAAGGGAGCAGAACUUCUAAUUAUCUCAUCUCCUUGGAUCCCAUAGACCUGUCACGGAAUGGGGACAACUUUGUGGGCAAAGUCAGAGCUAAUGCCUUGGGUACCAAGUUCACCAUCUUCGACAAAGGGGUGAAUCCCCAAAGGAUUUUCUGCACAGCCUCAGAUCAAAUCAGGAGAGAGUUGGGGGCUGUCUGUUAUGAAACCAACGUGUUGGGGACCAGAGGACCACGAAAGAUGACAGUGAUCAUUCCAGCAAUCGACGAGCAGGGCCAGAGAGUCAGCUUACAGCCACAAAAUGUUGGUGACUCCCUCCUGAGCCUAUUCCAAAGAGGGGCCCGCCAGGAGCUGCUGCACAUGCGCAAUAAGUCCCCACUCUGGUCCAGCGAGAGCAGCGCCUACGAGCUCAAUUUCCACGGUCGUGUGACUCAAGCCUCGGUCAAGAACUUUCAGAUCCUGUAUCCGGAGAAGACUGAAGAACUGGUGCUCCAGUUCGGCCGAGUGGGUCCCAACUCGUUCACCAUGGACUUUGCCUUCCCGUUUUGUCCGCUGCAAGCCUUCGCCAUCUGCUUGUCCAAUUUUGAUAAGAAACUGGCUUGUGAGUAAUGCAAUAAAA